This is a messenger RNA of Giardia duodenalis, 2418 nucleotides long. RefSeq lists its product as uncharacterized. The record is from RefSeq and is a predicted model, not a curated record. NCBI's taxonomy places the organism in Eukaryota, Fornicata, Diplomonadida, Hexamitidae. The transcript has a single exon. Bases 1 to 2418 code for a protein of 805 amino acids.
AUGGAUGGUGCCGUUCGGAGUGCACUGAUUGAUGACUGGUACAAUUAUAGUUAUGCGGUUGUUCGAAAAGGAAGGAGGCUUCUCCAUGACAUCCUAACAGCUUGGCCCUUGUCCGACCAAACGCUGGCCAACCUGGUUACGGAAGCUCUGAAGGAUUACUGCUCUUUGUGGGAGAUCUUACUGAAGCUUCUUGAUGGAGAUAGGCCCUCCGCCACCCUCCAUCGUUAUAUAGAUACUUGCCCCCGGAACUUAUGGCUUGCCAAUACAUCUCUGUGCAGCGCUCUGAGUGACAUGUGUGAAGCAGGACUGAUUGACCUUGGAGAAGAGUGUAGCAAUGAGGUCCUGGAAUUGACAGCAUUACAUGCAAGCGACAACGUUUCAGUGGUCCAUCAUGGUAACCGUGUACACCCUGUGUUUCCUGCAAUAGCUGCACUUCUACACGACGUGCUAGAGGGGAAUGAUCAUAGAGUAAGCACUCUGGCUGUGUUUCCGCAGACUCGUCGGGGUACACGUUUGAUAAAAACCUAUCUCAAGUUGCUCUCCUCUCGCUGGUUUAUUGAUGCUGUGCAUACUGGCGGUAUCGAAUCCAUGGAGAUUGCUCUUCCGUCGCCCAUUGCACAUAGCCAACAAACUUCCUUAGAGGCUCUGUUCCGCUCUAUCACUGUCGAUUCUAUCACAUACCUUUAUUAUUAUGCUGAUUGUGCACGUAAGCAAGGACGCGCUCUAAGGAUUGUCCUCGGGUACUAUUCCCUCGCUGCGCAACUAUGCCUCAACGUGAGCCAGGGCCCCACCAGACUCCAACUCUUUGACCCUAUCUUCAGCCCUUUAAGUGCUCUUAGUUCGAAUCCGACCGAAUUCACAUCAGACAUACUCUUGCUACUGUAUGCUUAUCAUGAUAUGAGUGCAGAUAUAAGCACAAGGUUAACGCGCAUAAACAUCUAUACAGCCUCGUGCUCCCUCUCAGUAAGCGCGGUAGCUCAGCUGUUUCGACCAACUCACGAAUCUACGUAUCACUAUUAUCUCUGGAAGCGCAGCGUCGCCGUGCCUCUUUCGACGGUCUCUUCCCCAUUGGCUCGGGUUGCCCUGCUUUGUGUUCCACCGUUAUCUGACCAAGCCAUGACAGUCUACUUCAGAAACCUGGUUACAGUCACAAGCGGCUGCAUCUAUAUUUCGUGUCUGACAGGCUCUUACGUACAAAGCUUGCAACACGUGCUACUGUCUGUCCUUUCAGCAGAUGAGUUUUAUCACAUCCGGCCGGACAGGCUGCAUGAUUUGAUUAGCGCUAAAGACGAUUUGUGCAAGUACAAGGUCAUCAUCUUUUCAAGCAGUAAUGAUAUACUCUUGUACAUGCGGAAGUACAGGGUGCUUCUUCCGGCUGCAGAGGGCUUGCUGCUCUUCAACGGCGCUACAUCAGAGUCAUUACUCCAUGUCUUAGUAGAUGCUCUAGGAUCUGCGCUGAGACACGUGACGAUCUUCUAUAACGAUUCUAGCAUAUACAGCACCAUAAAGGGCAUCUUCCAACGAUUCUACGACGGCUUAGACGUCAUCUUUUCUAGAAAAACGGUGCACCCAAAACGGAUUGGCCACAGUACAGGACUAGUGGCAGAACACGUGGUCGGCGCGGGGAUGCUUUCCCAAGAGGCCAGAAAGAAGGUAGCCCUGCUCUAUGGGGAUGUGGAGCUCUUAGACACGCUUGCCCUCGCAGCAGCAGUGACGCGGUUUGGCCCCGGCGAUGGCUUGUGCCUGACAGACCUGGGUAGAGAGAUGGCCUAUCAAGCUUCCAUCCACAAGGCCUACGAAUGGAAACCAGUCGAGAUCUCCCCCGAAGAAUGGCUUUUAAUAGUCCUAUGCAUCACAGAGACAUACUUUUCCGGCACGAUUACCACGACGGCUCUUUGUACUAACGUUAUAGAAGUAUACUGUGGCCGCCUCCAAGACCUCUCUAUUUCGCAGUGCCGACUCGUUAUCAGGCUUCUUUGUUUGACCAUGGGGACACAGCCAGAGUAUCGCCACCUUGUGAGCAGAGAGGCGGAGGAGCCGUGUGUAGGCGUGGAAACCAUCCCGAUCAUUAAGCGAUGCUACGAAAAUUUCAAGGUGAGCACCCUGACGCACAUGCGCCGCGUGGUCAGAGCCGUCAUAGUGAAGCUUCUGGUCUGCCGGGCACUGUACCCCCAUUACACAUACAAGCUAGACGCGGAAGAGGCCCAGACCCUGCUGCAGCGGCACUUUGAAGAGUCCAUCCCACUGUCUAUCGAGAUGGGCUCUUUGGCGCUCCUCUUGGCUGGAAGCAAUAUGCCUCUGCAUUCCAAACUUUCUGAGUUAGAAGAAUGGAAUAUUCCACUGCUAUCGAGUUGCUUGCAGCACUUUUGCAUGGCAGGCGUUUCAAAGAAGACGGAGAGCAUGGCCCAAUUUGAAUAA